Messenger RNA from Colletotrichum karsti, 1146 nucleotides. RefSeq lists its product as uncharacterized. The transcript has a single exon. The record is from RefSeq and is a predicted model, not a curated record. Lineage: Eukaryota; Fungi; Ascomycota; Sordariomycetes; Glomerellales; Glomerellaceae. The coding region runs from base 1 to 1146 and encodes 381 amino acids.
AUGCACCAACCCCAAAGAACUCGAUCCUUGACUCCAGCGACUGAGGUUCAGCGUUUGACAGAUCCCAACGCUCUGGUCUACAAGGAAUCGGUCCUUCGACGAUACAGCUCCACGGAUAGGUUGAGCCUCAAGUCACACAACUCGGGAUCUCUAUUCUCUGACACGACACCAACUUCUUUCUACAAGUUUUGCUGCCAGCCCCAGGCCGAAUUGGCGCUCAACCCCCCGCCGGCCAAGAAAAAGCCGGCGAUGUUAUCGAAUCUGUUCCAUCCCACCAAAGGUUUUGGCCCUGAACCUCAACAGUCUCUUGAAGCCGCCGGCGAUUUUGACGAGACCCCCUCCCCGAGCCUUCGCCCAUCAAUGGCGGAUAUGUCUCUCAAGAAGCCAGAUAAUGAUGCCUACUCUACUUCCUCGGCCAAGAGCGGUGUGUUCCGCCAUGCACUCCUAAAGACGAAAUCUGGGCACCCAACGGUCAUCGACAGGGAAUUGCCUGUGUCUCCAGUUCUUAGUCGACAGAUUGACCCCGAUGAAUCGAUGGAAAAGAUACGAGAGGAACAGAGGCCUAAGGAGAGUGGCUACGAAAACAAAUCCACAGCAUCACUACCCUCCAGAAGCCGCUCAGCUGUAUCGACACAGGGUACUUCUUCUGAGCCACAGUUCCCAGGUUCAUCAGGGGAAUCCGAUGCAUCGGCUCCCAGAGAAAGGGUUUGCGUCGAUCCUCUCCUCCACCCUGACGAGUCGCACAUUAAAGCACAUCAUCGUGGCCUCCUGAAGGGCGCCGACUUCUGCGACACCGGAGUGCCUGGCCAGCCCGUUCCUCAGCAAGCAGAAGAAGAUGAUUCUGACUCUGAGUCGGACGACGAGGUGGUUCUUGCACGGGUAAGGCGAGCCAUGACUGGCGAUGACAAUUGCCUUUCUACUGUCGAGAUCACUCUUCCAAAGGAAGCCGCUGGCCACAGUCGCGCAAUGAAAGUCCGACCUGCAUUCAAUACGUCCACCUUCCAGUACCCAACCAUCCCGGACAACCAACUCUAUCCUGUUAGCCAUCAGACUUCAUUGGGCGUUUCCAAAGUGCGACCCUUCGACGCAUCAAAGGAGCACAAGGCACCUGAGGGCGACGUCGCCGGAUCGCCAUCAUCGCCCUAG